CUUUAUAGUUUAUCGUCUUUUAAUGUUAAACUUAACUACGAUCACUUGGUUCAUACUCGUUUUGAUUAAUGUGAGCUUGACGCAUGGUGUGUUAUUUAAAUCAUGUAUAUUUAGGUUAUAUACUGCCAAGUCGUCUUGCAUGAGGUAUUUCUCCGGUUGUGUCUUAACUUACUCAAUUUGAGUAAAUUGAGUAACUAUAGUAUCCGAAGUAAAACCAUAGUAAUAUCAAAUGUAUCGUUCUGUCAUCAUAGUAACUAUAUUUAAACCAUGAGGCUGUAGUGAAAUAUGAUAAUACAAAUGGUCGUCAAUCGUCCAUACCAUGGUAAUGGUACUUUUACUACAAUAAAUUUCCGUAAGAUAUUAUUUUUCUAUUAUUAUUUCUUUAUACUAGAUUAUUCUACAACGCUUUACCAGUUUUUAAACAUCUGAUAAUUUUGCAUUUGUGUUGUGUAAUUGUUUACAUAUAAAGACUAUGCAAAAACUUGACGUUUCCGUUUAAGUUUCUGCAAGAAUUAGAUUUCUUGCUUUAGUCUUACAAUUGAUUGAUGAUUAAAUCAAAUUUGAAUAAUUGUUUGUUCUGCUAUACAGUUAAAUACGCCUGUUACAUUUUAAAAACGUAAUUUAACAAAAAUGUAAAAAUGAAAAUGUCACUUCUAAAGGUUUACAGCAGGGGGGUCUUCAGCUACUUUUCUUUGCGGGCCAGACUCCAACAGUAUAAGUGGGAUGCAGGCCAGUUUUUUACCUGUCCUCAUUUCUUCUGUUAUUUUGUAUUUGUUAUUUAUUGCAUUUUGUUCAUUUUAUACAUUACUUAUAGGUCAUGCACACAAAUAUUGCAUCCGGUAUCUGUGCCUUUUCGUGAUAUUUAAUUCAAAGGCAUAUUGUCUUUUUAAUGUCAUUUUAUAUUCCUUGUAGCGUUGGUUUACUCAAAAAUAAAAUUGCUGUUUAUUUAUUCACCACCAUUCCAUCCAAGAUGUGGGUGGCACUGUUUUUUCAAGAAGAUAGCCUAUUUUUGAAGUCAAAAACGCUACUACAUUCAGCACAAAAGUAAUCCCUGACCCUUGACCUUAAACUGGCAUAUUAUAAAGCCAAUCAAUUGAUCUGUGCGAAAAACUGAGCGCUAUCAUGGCGUCUUCGGGUGAAUUCCAAGUGCACUUAGAAGUGAAGAUCCUUUGUAGUGCGAGUUGUGGAGGGAGAUGAACGGCUGUUUCGUAAAUGUUGUUGUUUAAAUCAUACAUAAUGAAUGCAGUAAUACAAACAACACAGUUUUUUCCUUAUCUGAGACAACAGUUCACGUGGUGGUGUACGUGUACCCUUCCUGCAGUUAUUGGAACCCGACCUAUCGUGUGUGCAAACCGCCUGCCUGUGGCUUGUUGAUUAUAUGAAUCAAUGAAUAAUCUAAUACAUGUUCUUAUUUGUUAAUGUGAAUCGUAAAACCGAUAAUCCAUACAAUAUUUACUUGAAAUUUGUUUCAGAUUUAAAUCGAGAUGUCUUCACCAUCAUCAUCAUCCAAGGGAGGCCGUAAGAGAGACGGGAGCAGUAACCCACCGACCCCGGCGAGUGAGGACCCUCUCUCCCCACCGUCACAACGCUCUCGAUCCCAUGACACGUCCACAGAGCUGCAGCCCAUGCCCACGUCUCCAGCCAUGGACAUACAGAGCCCCGCCGCCAAUGACGUGUCUCUGUUCUCCAGUCCUGUGGCCCCUCGCUCCGUCAUGCAGAGCGAGAUGGAUGCGAGCUCUCCGCUGAUGUACGGAACCCCCAGCUCUAGAAUCGAAGGAACUCCACGCAGUGGCAUACGUGGAACUCCGGCCCGCCAGCGAGCUGAUCUGGGAUCUGUGAGGAAAGGGAAGCAGGUGGACAUCCAUUCAGAACCGCCAUCUGGAGAUGCAGGAGCUGCUGGCGAUCAGGGACAGAGACUGGUGAUCUGGGGGACGGAUGUCAAUGUGGGAGCCUGCAAGGAGAAGUUCCAACGAUUUCUUCAACAUUUUACGGAUCCAAACUCCAGAGAAGAGGAGAAUGCUGGUCUGGAUCUGAACGAGCCUCUCUACAUGCAGAAGCUGGAUGAUAUCAGUGUCGUCGGCGAGCCUGUGUUAAAUGUGAACUGCAGUCACAUUCAGACAUUUGAUGCCGAUCUGUAUCGACAGCUCAUCUGUUACCCUCAGGAAGUCAUCCCCACCUUUGACAUGGCGGUCAAUGAGCUCUUCUUCGACCGUUUCCCCGACUCUGUUUUGGAGCAUCAGAUUCAAGUGCGUCCCUACAGCGCCCUGAAAACCAGAAACAUGCGUGCGCUCAAUCCCGAAGAUAUUGAUCAGCUCAUCACUAUCAGUGGGAUGGUGAUCCGCACGUCACAGCUCAUCCCGGAGAUGCAGGAGGCGUUUUUCCGCUGUCAGGUGUGCUCGUUCAACGCCCGUGUGGAGGUGGACCGCGGACGCAUCGCUGAGCCCGCCGUCUGUCGCAACUGUAACACCACCCACAGCAUGGCGCUGGUUCAUAACCGCUCGGCCUUUUCCGACAAACAAAUGAUAAAACUGCAGGAAUCUCCUGAGGACAUGCCCGCGGGUCAGACGCCCCACACCACGAUCGUCUACGCUCAUAAUGACCUGGUGGACAAAGUGCAGCCUGGCGACAGAGUGAACAUCACUGGGAUCUACAGAGCUGUGCCCAUGCGUCUAAACCCACGACAGAGUCAAGUGAAGUCCGUUUACAAGACUCACAUCGACGCCAUUCACUUCCGCAAGACGGAUGAGAAGCGUCUUCACGGUGUGGACGAGGACGGCGAGCAGAAGCUCUUCACAAAAGAGCGAGUCGCUGUGCUGAAAGAGUUAGCUGCGAAACCUGACGUCUAUGAACGACUCUCCUCGGCUCUCGCGCCCAGCAUCUACGAACACGAAGACAUCAAGAAAGGUAUCCUCUUGCAGUUAUUCGGCGGCACGCGGAAAGACUUCACCCAGACGGGCCGCGGAAACUUCCGUGCCGAGGUCAACAUCCUGCUGUGUGGCGAUCCGGGCACCAGCAAAUCCCAGCUGCUCCAGUACGUGUUUAACCUUGUUCCACGUGGGCAGUACACAUCAGGGAAGGGCUCCAGCGCCGUAGGUCUCACGGCGUAUGUGAUGAAGGACCCAGAAACCCGUCAGCUGGUUCUGCAGACCGGCGCCCUCGUGCUGAGCGACAACGGAAUUUGCUGCAUCGAUGAGUUUGAUAAGAUGAGCGACAGCACGCGAUCGGUGCUGCAUGAAGUUAUGGAGCAGCAGACGCUCUCUAUUGCAAAGGCUGGAAUUAUUUGCCAGCUCAAUGCUCGGACCUCCAUCCUCGCCGCAGCCAAUCCGGUGGAGUCUCAGUGGAACCCUAAAAAGACCACCAUUGAAAACAUCCAGCUUCCUCACACACUUCUGUCCAGGUUUGAUUUGAUCUUCCUGAUGCUGGACCCUCAGGAUGAGGCGUAUGACAGACGUCUCGCCCAUCAUCUAGUGUCUCUGUAUUACCAGAGUGAAGACCAGAUUGAGGAGGAACAUCUGGACAUGGCCGUGCUGAAGGAUUACAUUGCUUACGCUCGCACAUCCGUGCACCCCAGACUCUCGGAGGAAGCGAGCCAAGCCCUGAUCGAGGCCUAUGUAGACAUGCGUAAGAUCGGAAGUGGGCGGGGCAUGGUGUCUGCGUACCCCCGUCAGCUGGAGUCUCUCAUCCGAUUGGCUGAAGCUCAUGCUAAAGUGCGCUUCUCCAGUAAGGUCGAGUCCAUCGAUGUUGAAGAAGCCAAGAGACUGCACAGAGAGGCACUGAAACAGUCGGCAACUGAUCCCAGAACAGGAUUCGUGGACAUUUCUAUCCUCACCACAGGUAUGAGCGCCACAGCUCGCAAGCGUAAAGAGGAAGUGGCUCAGGCCCUGAAGAAACUCAUCCAAUCAAAGGGCAAGACACCAGCUAUGAAGUACCAGCAGCUGUUUGAUGAUCUCCGUGGCCAAUCAGAGGCUGCCAUCACUAAAGACAUGUUUGAUGAGGCACUUCGAGCGCUUGCUGAUGAAGAUUAUCUGACCGUCACAGGAAAGACUGUUCGGCUGCUGUAAACAUGCAUGAUACAUGUGUGCUGCUUUUCCAUUCUGUUGCUUCAUUCUUUUUCUCUAGAGUGAUGUGUUAAUAGCUGUAUGUAUAAUACCUUUCCUCGUUGCAAUAAAUGAAUUUUGUUCAUCAAAA
Triplophysa rosa is the source of this 4188-nucleotide messenger RNA. RefSeq names its product minichromosome maintenance complex component 4 (gene mcm4). Gene Ontology annotation, cellular component: MCM complex; nucleus. Gene Ontology annotation, biological process: DNA replication; DNA strand elongation involved in DNA replication; double-strand break repair via break-induced replication. The record is from RefSeq and is a predicted model, not a curated record. Lineage: Eukaryota; Metazoa; Chordata; Actinopteri; Cypriniformes; Nemacheilidae. The transcript is spliced from 16 exons. Gene Ontology annotation, molecular function: ATP binding; ATP hydrolysis activity; single-stranded DNA binding. The coding region runs from base 1485 to 4061 and encodes 858 amino acids.